Molecule: messenger RNA, 267 nt
Organism: Penicillium diatomitis
Lineage: Eukaryota; Fungi; Ascomycota; Eurotiomycetes; Eurotiales; Aspergillaceae
Exons: 2
Coding region: 1-267 (88 amino acids)
Source: RefSeq, a predicted model, not a curated record
AUGCUGGAGGUCGAGCUGGUGGAAGUGGGCGAGUCUGGAAGCGGAGGUAGCUUGGGCGGUGACGGCGGUGGCAUCUCCACCCCCCACAACCGCUCUAUUGUUCUUCCUGCAGGAAGGCAGUUACGGUUCCUCUUCAAGCCCAAGCAUGACUUCUCUGUACGGGAGUUCAAACGUGGCAAAGCGAUCAUUCUAGGGUUUGGUUUCGAGGAAGAACUAUCGUUGAACACGGCCGCUAGGCAUGACGCACGUAAUGGGCAGCUGUAUUGA